AUGAUGGUUAGAGGAGUCGAGGCCACUUCUAUUAUUGUGAUUAGCGCCUUGCAAGCGUGCGAAGCUACUUUUAAUUUGGAGGAGGGUAAGAGAGUACAUGAAUUUGCUGUAAGGAGAGGAUUAGAGUCGGAUAUAUUAGUUUCAACAGCCCUAAUUGAUAUGUACAUGAACUGCUCUUACCCUGACAAAGCGAUUGAGGUUUUCAAAAGGAUGCCCGAGAAAGAUGCUGUCUGUUGGUCCGCUCUGUUGUGUGGGUAUGUCCAGAACGGAAUGGCAGACAAGUCGAUGGGAGUAUUCUGCGAUAUGUUUUUCAGUGAUAUCCGGCCUGAUGGUGGUGUUAUGGUGGCUUCAGCAAAAAUUCUUUUGUUGGGGCUUCACUAA
Molecule: messenger RNA, 381 nt
Organism: Fraxinus pennsylvanica
Lineage: Eukaryota; Viridiplantae; Streptophyta; Magnoliopsida; Lamiales; Oleaceae
Source: the annotation of a GenBank genome assembly